CCUGUGCACAUGGCAGCCUCUCAGCUGCGCUGCCUGGAGGACGAUGGGCCGAUGACCCCCAUCACCGAGUCCAGCCCCGAGUUCUUCUACUCGGAGGGGCAGCGCCUGGCAGUGGAGGCCCUUCUGGGUGAAGGGAUUGCUGCCUACACCCAGCACCUGGAACGGGACAAGCUACGUCCCUUCCUCUCUAAAGUGGAGCUGCAUAGUCUCCUGGAGGUGGCACAGGACAAAAAUGAGCCUGCUGGUGCCUGGGAUGGAGAUGGUGCUGAUGAUGCCAGCCUCAGCUACUGGCCCGAGUGCUCUGAGGAACCCACCCCUAACCUCGAUCUGGGAUGGCCUCAGGACAGUGCCUGGAAGGGCAUCACUCAGGCUGAGAUCUACACCCACCCGCCAGCUGAGCAGGCCCCCAAAGUCAAGGAGCUGGUGCGUAGGAGACUUCAGCAGGCUACCAAGGUGGUUGCCAUAGUGAUGGAUAUCUUUACUGACCCUGACAUCCUCUCAGACCUGCACGAUGCAGCGAUGAGCCGCCGAGUCCCUGUUUACCUCAUCCUCUGUCAGCAGCACCUCGCUGCCUUCCUCAGCAUGGCAGAGAAAGCCUGCCUCAACAUUUGCUACAUGGAGAACCUCCGAGUCUGGGUCCUAGGAGGCUGUACCUUCCAGAGCCACCAGGGCAAGCAAGCAACAGGGGCCUUGAAGGAGAAAUUUAUCCUGAUCGAUGGGAAUGUGGUGAUUACUGGAAGCUACAGGUAG
Alligator mississippiensis (American alligator) is the source of this 750-nucleotide messenger RNA. RefSeq names its product family with sequence similarity 83 member E (gene SACK1E). NCBI's taxonomy places the organism in Eukaryota, Metazoa, Chordata, Crocodylia, Alligatoridae. The transcript has 3 exons. The record is from RefSeq and is a predicted model, not a curated record. Bases 10 to 750 code for a protein of 246 amino acids.